This is a messenger RNA of Myiozetetes cayanensis, 9988 nucleotides long. RefSeq names its product TBC1 domain family member 24 (gene TBC1D24). The record is from RefSeq and is a predicted model, not a curated record. The transcript is spliced from 9 exons. NCBI's taxonomy places the organism in Eukaryota, Metazoa, Chordata, Aves, Passeriformes, Tyrannidae. Bases 4688 to 6379 code for a protein of 563 amino acids.
AAUCAAAAUAAUGCAGGACUGGUUGGGGAUUCUACACUGAUCAGUUUUACAUUAUGAGGUGCUGUUUCUGUAUCUUUGCUGCUGUACAGGAGUGUUUGUUGCUAAUCUUUUAAUAGUGCCUGAACUUAGAAAGACAAUAGAAAUCAGUACCCAAAUGAAGAAGUGUUGUUGCAGUUCCCUGAAAUGGAGCUGUUGGCUGAUCUUAGGUCCUCCUUUAGCUGUAAAGUGUAGUUGGAACUGGUUGGUGUUGGUGUCUGAAUAUCUUCUGAAGGUAGGAUAACCUACACUUUGUUUCAGGAAAGAGUAAUCCAUUAUUUGGCAUACAGGAUUAUUGAAGCUUUUCUCCUGAGCAAUCUCAGAAGAAAGGAAUAAAAUCGAUAGGGUUUUGUAGAGAUGGAAGAAAAUAAAUCCUGAGGAAAACAACAGCUUUAAUUUUUAUAUGCUCAUCUGUAAAUCGACUUUUGUUUUCUGAGAGAAAACUGCUACACCCUUGCACUGAGUGUAGAGGACAAUGAAAUAGUCUGAGAUUGUAAGAUUUUCCUACCCUGGUUUUAACUGCUGGCUGAAGUUAUGGAAGCACAAAUCUAGCACAAAUCUAAACAAGUUCUAGGGAUAACUGCUGGCAUGAAUAGAGCAUAUGUCCCAUGGCUUACUACAGAAUCAAGGAGUGUGUGCAGUGAUUUCCAUAGGCUCAGCAUCCACCUAUUCCCUAAUUUAGGUAUCCCUUAAGCUCUCCAGCACUGCCAGUUAAGACUUUGUAUAUUCAUGUGUUACACUGAGGCAUCUUAACUCACUAUAAACAUACCUUAUCCAUUGAUUUAACAGAAAAAUUUAAUUGGCACAAGUUUCCACACUGGUACUUGAAUUGCUUUGAAUAAUUUGUCUUUUUGUUUUAUUUUAAAGAUGAGGAAUUUUGUUUUUAAUGAUGGGUAAUUGGGACAUUGGCCUGUUUCCCUAAUAGACUUUAAAUGGUACCAUUCAUAUUUUAAACCUUUUGCAAGAGACAAUGUGCAACAUUCAUCUGUGUGGAUGUAUUUUUGAUAAAUAUGAAUAUUUUGAAGAAAUGGAGCAUUAGUUUUUAAAAAUGGGAUGUAUAUGUCCAUGUAUAUAUACAAUAUGUACAGUGCAAUGUAUGUUUUGUGAGUGUGUAUAUAUAUUUGAAUGGAAAAUAUAUUUGCAUUAGCAAGUUGCUGCUGAGACUGUGAUGAGCUAGUUCUGCUUGUACAUCACUUGAGCAGCAAAGGCUUCCCUGGAGCCUGCAGGCAGGGCUCCUGGUGCUCACCUGGCCCAGCACAGCAGGCACAUUGUUAAACCCUACAUGGAAAAAGGCUGCUGUUGUAUGGAACAGAAGGAUAAAAACCAAAAACCCCACAGUUACAGUAUGGUGCAGAUCAUGACUUGGAGAGUGCUGAGGUUGUUGCGAGGAGAGGCUUUGUCACAAGGUGUGUUCAUCCCCGUGGAGCAGCUCCCAUGCCCUCCCUCACGUGGGAAUGAGCGGGGCAGUGAGGCCAGGGAUAAGCUGGCAGUCUAAGCCCCGGGGAGCUGAGGGGUUUGUUACGUUGUAGCUGGGCUGCGUUAGCUCUGGGACCUGCUCCUGCUGCAGUUUGGGGUGUAAAGCGUCCCAGCAGCUUGGUGGUUGCACAAACUAGAGAACCUGUAAUAAUGGCCAGUCUUCGCGAGCGAAGAUCUGGGGAAGGUCUUUACACCUUCCAGCCUGCCCAUUGGAUUUUUUAGGUGAGACACAGUGUGCGCGGAACUGAGCCCACCCUUUAAUCCUAAGGUUCAUCUGCCGGGGCCAAGCGAGCUUGGAUGGUGGCAGCGAGGUCCUUAGGACGUAGAUGGGUUGCCUUUAAGGGCUAACGAGCCCCACCUGCCCAGGAGUGGCCCUGACCGGGAAUCGAACCCGGGUCUCGGCAGUGAUAGCGCCGCGCCCUUACCACUAGACCACCAGGGGCUCCAGAGAACCUGUGAUUCACAGAGAAAAGCCCUGGUCACAAAAACCUGUUGAAGAGGAAUAAUCAUGUGCUGUGGAGACUGCUCAGGCAGUGGGAGGAGCAGGUGUAGGAGGUGUGAGCUCUUCAGCCCCUCAAUGGCUUUGUCCUGCUGAUGAAGCCAUGGAACAUUGCCAAGGACUGGGAAUCCCUUCUUGGCAAACCUCUCUCCUAGGAGUACCCUUUCCUGGUAUCUCAAAUUGUGUCUUCUGCAAGUAAAAAUCUCCCUGUGUUUCCAUUCAUGCUGUCAGGCUGCUUGUUCUGGACCUGAAGAAACACUAAAUGUGUAAGGAAUAAAACCUGAUUCCAUGUACCUGUAGAGUACAUGUUGCCUGUACGUCCUCGUUUACACAGUGUUGGACAUAAACCAGUACAGACACUGUGUCUCAGAGGAGAACACUUCAAAUCACAGAUAUUUAGAUAUGUUUUUCUACCAGUAAAUGUUUGUAGUGGAGAGGUCUAGAAGUGAUGGAUGUCAAACUGACAGAGCAGGAAAAGGGAUUGGUUUAUUGCAUGUGGAUUUGAUACCAUGUCAAGUUGUUCACUGACAGUCACACUGUCUUUGGUUCUAAGCAGUUGACUGUGCUUCCAAAUGGAGAAAAAUACGAACUGAAGGUUUUAGAGGAAGGAAAAAAAGAAGACUGAAGACUGCCUUGAAGGGAGACGUGUUCCUGGUUACUCCCAUUUUUGAAACAAAGGGAAGAAAAAUAAUUAGCACAACAUGAGGAAUUUUUUCAGUCUUACAGUUUGGAAGAACCAGAAGGAAAAUACAGACAACGUAGUAGAAAAAAAAUUUGGGUUUUUUUUUUUGCACUACUUUGACAGAUAUCUUUUUUAAUGCAUCACUUAAAAUACUUUUGCUGGCUAAGUGCAGUUUUCUUUUGGUUUGCAGGGAACUAAGAUAGGAAUUGUCCUCUCUUUAAUUUCAUUAAUUGUUUCUUAUGUGUUUUUAUGAUGUAGGCCAGAGAGAAAGCUGCUGAUCUGUGGCUUUGAUAACAUUUACCUCCAGUAUCCUCUUACAGAGCUCUGCUUUUUAGCUUUUUUGGCCUUUUGUGGAACCAUUAACCAUUUUUUUCUCUUCCAAUUUUUCCACAAGAACGUAUUGUGGUUUUCCCCAGUCUUUUCUCUUGCUUGGUUUUGUGUGUUUAUUUUGUGCCUUUAUGGUAUCUUACUGAUCAGUGCAGCUCACGGGGAUUGAGCAUCACUGUGUCAUCCCAGCCUGCAUGGCAAUGAGGGGCUGCUUUCUGUUGAAGUGCUUGCAGCUAUGAGGUGUAUUUAGAUUGGAUAUUGGGAAAAGUUCUCUGCUCAGAGGGUGGGCAGGCCCUGGCACAGGUUGCCCAGAGAAGCUGUGGCUGCCCCUGGAUCCCUGGAAGUGUCCAAGGCCAGGUUAGAUGGGCUUGGAGCAACCUGGGCUGGUGGAAGGUGUCCCUGCCCAUGGCAGGGAGUGGAAUGGGAUGAGCUUUCAGGUCCCUUCCCACCUAUAGAAUCAUUCCCUGAUUCUGUGGCAUACACAGUCUCCUAAAUAUAAGCUACUGUCACUUACCUGCCCAGCAGUGAAGAUCUCAGUGUGUGUCUGAACUUUAGACUGUAAUAAAGUGCACAACAAAUUAAUUACAGGUAACUUAAAGACUGUUUGAGGAGGUGGUAAUAAGUUUCUCAGAAUGAAAACAUGGGAUUCCAGGACAAACCUCUGUGACUGUGCUUCGUAUGCAGCACUGAUAUCCCAAGAGAAAUCACGCAGAUGCCUAAAAUGAUUUGCCUGUAGAGUACUCUGAUAUCAGCUCUUUAUCAGAGUACUGGGAGACCCAGAAGUUUCUAGGCUUUGUCCGAAAAGAAUACAAAAAAACCAGCAGGAAGCAGUUCCUAAUCCCCUAUCAGCUUGUUGGUAAGCUCGUAUUAGGGCAUGAUCAGGGCUUGUGUCCCUGGUUCCCAGCUGUGCUGUGCACAGUGCCCAGGGCGCCGCACAGAGAUCGAAGAGCAUUUAAAGCAGUUAAAGCAAUCCAUGGAUCUCUGUGUGCUCUGCCGGCAGGGAUCGUGUGUUCCCAAUGCUCCCUGCUCUUCUCCUGCUAAAUGGAGUGUUUAAUUCCAGCUCUGGAGCUCACAGUUGCCCUGGGAGGCUGGCAGAGGACCUGGCUGAGGCUGUAAGAGUGGCAAACCUGGACAAGGGACAAACCCUGCUUGUGAUCAGGGUUGUGUGGGAAAGGGGAACUGUGGUGUCCCGUCUCAUUUCCAGAUCCACAGAGCAGAAAUGUCAAGGUGUGCUGCUUGAAGUCCAGGCUUGGGAAAGCUGCAGGAUGCACUGGAGUACUGGGAAAGGAGAGGGAAGCUGCCUGCCCUGUGCCUUUUGUUCUGCGGUUACUGCUGUCUUGCUGUGUUGCUUUGUGCUUCUGUCAGACUCCUCCAUGCAUGAAGGAAACAUCCUCUGGGUGGAGAAUGGCAGAGAAAUGUUAACUUCCCUGGAGCUGACGUUGGCUCUGCGAUGGACUGGUGUCCUCCUGCACCUGCUGGAGACACACACUCAGCUGAACCCCGGGAGAUCUCUCAGUGUCAGGACAAUGGGUUGCCUCCUGUAAUUACAGGCUGAGAAUUAGCUUCAGAUGGGGAAGAAUGCAACAAAGUGAAAAAUCUUUGAGUCCCUCAAUGACUAAGUAAGGUGUCUGUUCUCAUGGUUUAUCUGAUUUGCUUCUCCUGGAGCCAUGGAUGAGUACAGCCGCUUUGUGGACUGGGACAAAAUGGAUGUGAGUGCCCAGAGCCAGGACACGAAGGAGCUCAGCUGCACCGAGUUCCAGGAGCUCAAGCAGCUGGCCCGGCAGGGCUACUGGGCCAAGAACCACUGUCUGAGAGCCAAAGUGUACCACAAACUCAUCAGCAGCAUCCCGUGCCGCACGGUGACCCCGGAUGCGAACGUGUACCGGGACAUCGUGGUGAAGAUCGUUGGAAAGCGCAGCAGCAGCUCCCUGCCCCUGCCAGAGUUUGUGGACAACAGCCUGGUCCCCACGUACUGCCUGAACGCAGAGGGCGUGGGGGCGGUCAGGAAGAUCAUCCUGUGCGUCGCCAACCAGUUCCCGGACAUCUCGUUCUGCCCGGCGCUGCCGGCGGUGACCGCGCUGCUGCUGCACUACAGCAAGGACGAGGCCGAGUGCUUCGAGCAGGUCUGUCGCAUCCUGGCCUGCAAUGACCCCUCCAAGCGGCUCAUCGACCAGACCUUCCUGGCCUUUGAGUCCUCCUGCAUGACCUUCGGGGACCUGGUGAACAAGUACUGCCAGGCGGCCCACAAGCUGAUGGUGGCCGUGUCCGAGGACGUGCUGGAGGUGUACUCGGACUGGCAGCGGUGGCUCUUCGGGGAGCUGCCCAUGGCCUACGUCGCGCGGGUCUUCGACGUGUUCCUGGUGGAAGGGUACAAGGUUCUGUACCGCGUCGCGCUGGCCCUUCUGAAGUUCUUUCACAAGGUCCGGGCUGGGCAGCCCAUGGAGUCCGACAGCAUCCAGCAGGACAUCCGAGCCUUCGUGAGGGACAUCGCCAAGUCGGUGUCUCCAGAGAGGCUCCUGGAAAAAGCCUUUGCCAUCCGCCUUUUCUCUCGGAAGGAGAUCCAUCUGCUGCAGAUGGCCAACGAGAAGGCUUUGCAGCAGAAGGGCAUCACGGUCAAACAGAAAAGCCUUGCAUCUCCCAAAAGGCAGAAUGUGCACUUGGCGGUUCAUGCUGAGAACUUCAAGUCAGAAAUUGUCAGUGUGAAGGAGAUGCGAGACAUCUGGUCGUGGAUCCCUGAGCGAUUUGCACUGUGCCAGCCCCUCCUGCUUUUCACCACCUUGGAACAUGGCUGUAGCCUGAGCAGGUUCUAUUCCCACAGCGAGGGACACGAACCAACUCUUCUCCUCAUCAAGACAACAGCAAAGGAGGUGUGUGGGGCCUACCUGUCCACGGACUGGAGUGAGCGCCGGCGAGGAGGGAACAAGCUGAGCUUCUUUGGGACUGGAGAGUGCUUUGUGUUUAGGCUGCAGCCAGAAGUGGAACGCUACGAGUGGGUGAUCAUAAAGCACCCAGAGCUGGCCACGGCUGGUGCAGAGACAGAGAACCAGAACCACUCCUCUCCAACUGGCAGCACCCUGUGCUCUGGCAGCGGCCCCCCGGAGCCCUCGGAGCGGCUCUCGCCCUUCCUGUCAGCGCGGCACUUCAACCUGCCUUCCAAAACCGCCUCCAUGUUCAUGGCGGGCAGCAGCGAGUGCGUCAUCGUGGGAGGAGGUGAUGGGCAGGCUCUGUACCUGGAUGCAGAUCUGAACCACGGGAGAACCAGCCACUGCAACACUUUCAAUAACCAGCCCCUGUGCUCUGAAAACUUCCAGAUCUCGGUGCUGGAGGUGUGGGGCUUCAGGGACACCAUGAAUGGUUGACAUGACUGUCGUUAAUCAACUAGUUUUUCAGUUGUCCGAGGAUUCCCAUGGAAAUUGCGAGGCAGGAGCCACGUUAGAACAUCCUGUGUGCUGGGCUCAGUGCUGUCAGUCAUUCCUAAGUGGUGCACUUGGAUACAGGGCCUAGUUGUUUACUCUUAUUUUAGACAGGUCAAGGUGAAGCAAUGUAUCUGGUCAACUCCUUGUCUCUUUACCUCUAGAGCUCUGUAUUCAGGCCCUGUUAUUAGGUAGAAAUGAAAAUGUGAUGAUUUCAGACCCAUCAGGGUGGCUACAGGUCCAUAUCACGGGAUGGGUUUGGAGUUUGCAGUUCCCUGGAGGCACAGCACUGGCUGAGCUGUGCUGCAGAGCUCUGAGCCACUGGCACCAGUACCUGGCCUGAGCCAGGAAUAUCAAAUGUCUUCUCACAGGGAAACCUGCUCAUCUCAGAUUUGAUGCAGAACAGUAGUUCAUAAAACCAUUGCCCUACUCUGAGCAGACUUUGUGCAGACAAGUCAGUACCAUGAAAUUAUGAAGCUCUUAAUUCACACCAGAACCAUGAUUGCUAAUCCUCUCCUUAUACCAGAACCCUUGACACGUCCCAGUUGCGUCUGUUUGAGGACUCUGCCUCUGAGAGAGGCAUCCAGGCAGGACAGGGAUAUCUCCAAGGCUUGGUUUUGUUUACAUCCCUACUCCAUAUCAGUGUGAAGACUUCAGACUGACUUGUGUGUCAGGCAACUGAAAGCCAGAGCAUAUCUGCAGGGCUUAGAAAUAGCCCUUCCCUCAUCCUUCCUGGGAGCUGCAAUGGAGCUUUAAAUCUGAGAAUUACUGUGCUGAUGUCCCUGUGUGUUUGGGCACUUGGACAUGGUGACAGGAGCUUCGUGCUCUCCCCACAGGUGAAGGAGGGGAGGUGGGAGGGAGAUCCUGGGAAAAGUAGCAGUUUUCUGCCAGCAUGUUCUGAUAGGUUUUGUUUGAUGCAAAGAGGCUUUUGCUCAUUCCUGGGCAUUCCUGCAGUCCUCUUUGGGCAUUGCAGGUGGCAUGUAGUGUCUGGAGGCAAUUUCCCAGUGUCUUUACCCAAAACUUACACUAUCAUCCGUGGAACUUCUCCCACAUGAAGCACAAAUACAUAAACAUCAAUGAGUAAUCCAGAGUAUACAACAGGAUGCUCAAAGCUUCAGUGAGUAACUCUCCAGGAAGAUUUAUCCCAACAGGUAAAAUGAAGGGAAAGAGAAAUUGCUGAUUUUUUCAACAGUUCGGUCUAAAAGAUUGCUGUAAAGUGGGAGAAAUGUUAUUUCUACUUAAACUUGAAGUUCAUUAAAAGGAAAAAUUAAACAUGAAAAAUGUUAAAAGCUAGGCUGGACAGGGUCACGUUCAUGUUCAGAGGUGAGACUUUGGUGGUGGUGGCUUGUCCAGCUUGGCAGCAGUGACAGUCCCAAAUGGCUUGGCAGAGGGCUGCCUCUUGCAGAGUAUAUGAACAAACUUGGCAAAAAUGUGAUUUGCUGCUUAAGGUGCCAUUUUGAAUUUUUGUGAAAAUAACUCUCUGAAAUAUUGGCCUAUGUGCAGAACAGUUUAGGGUGUCUUUUGCAGUAUUUGUAUUUGCAACUGGAUUCUCUCACCCUGUCUGAGGGUCAGCACUGGGCCUCCCUUUUUCCUCCUUCCCACUCUGAGUUCUGUCCAACUGUCUUUUCACGGGUUUACCAUAGGCUGGAUUGAACUGGGAGAGAUAAUGCAUUUAUACUGAUGUAUUUAGAUGUGGGAGAACUCAGUCAUAUCAGGCUUUUUGCAAAUGUAUCCCAUUUAGUAGGUUCUCCUCACUAUAGGUGAGACUUCACUUUUGUCUGCAUCUUCUCUUUUGAGCUUAUAUGAGGUGCCCUUGGUAAAAAAACCAACUCAAAACCACAAUAGCAAUAAUUUCCAGGUUGUUGUGGGAAAUUCCCUGGAGCUGUGUGUUGUCAGGAUUUGUGGGAGUUGAAUAUUACACUCCAAAUGAAUAGGUUUUAGCUGCAGAAUAUUUGCUCAGUGUGAUGGGGUUUCCUCACUCCCAUCCCCACUGGAUGCAGCAAUGGCAAUACCUUGUCUAAAGCCAAACCUAAGAAACAUUCCUCAGAAACAUGUUCCUUUCCCUGCCCUGUUCUUAGUACACAGUGAUUUGGGUGUUUGGAAUCAGAAAUAACUCCUGAUUGCUCAGAAAUCCAUUAGAGGGAAUCCAUGUGAGAAUCCAAGGAGCAGUACUGGCCACCAGGCACAGGGUUGGGUUGGUUUGACAGAGGUGUCUGUGGGACUGCUGUGUGUGGUUUGAACUGGAAUAGCCUGGAUAAGCAAGAGGCUGCAAUAAUCCAGGAGAGGAGUUGUACAGUCCUGUGGCAUCUUCUCACAGUCCUUGUGUUCAGUAAAAAUGGAUGUUCCUUGUCACGUGCAAAUCCUCAUCUGUCAUUCCUGUAGUGAUUGUGAGACACCUGAGAGGAACAAGACUUGGGCUUCUUCCCAGUAGCAAAGAGGCAUUUUUCCUCUCUGUAGUUAAUGGCUGUUGCUGACCAAGUGUUUAUCAAAGUUUGUCACAGUUUGUCACAUGCAAAGCCCUUGAGGUGGAGGCCACAGGCUGGUUUUGAAGACAAUGACCACAAUGGGCUCCUUAUCAGAAAGUUCAGGUUAUCUCAAGUGCUCCAGCUGUGAAGUGCUUUAGUCAGUUGUUACUUGCAGCUCUGGAGGAGUGUUGGUGUAGUUUGCAGUCCCUCUUUGUGGUCCCCCUGGCAGCAAUGACAGCAGAGUGCCAGGGGCAGGGGAUGAACCCUUUGUGGAGCUGAGCUGGGCCUCAGCCACCACAGUCCUGUAAGAGCAUGUCUGCCUUCCUGAGAACCUGCUUGUGCUGUGGCAUAUUCUUUUGAAAGCAGAAAAGAUUCAAAACUCCUGACAUCAGAAACUUGACUUCAUUGUGAAUGACUUUCAGGCUGUUUGCAGGUCAUGGAAACUGUUUCGAGCUGCAGCCAGGCUGGACAGACUACACUGCUCCUGAGCCCUCAUUCCUACAGCUCCUGCGCCUUGACACACUCCUUUUUCUGACUGAAGCACGGUUAUCAGCCUCCUGUUAAUAGAGAGAUGGGAAAAAUUCCCAUUUCCUCUCUGGUGACAUCAGAAGUGAAAAUGGAGGGGGGCCAGUACUGUUCUUUAAAGAGUUAAACCAUGCCAACAGAGGUCUGUGGUUACCCAUGGAGGGGUGGCACAUGCAGAUCCUUCAACUGCUAUUUGUGUGUGUGCAUUGAAUUUGUGUACUUUCUCCUUGGAAAUCCAUCCUCAUUUUUGGUGGGGAAUGAUGUCCUCCUGAGCACAGGGGCACCAGUGCCACAGCCAGAGGGACAAAGAGCUGAGCUGCAGCUCUGCUGAGUGACACCCGAGGUGUGGGCUCUGGAGACGCCUUUGUGCCAGCUCUCUGUCCUGAAUUUCAGACUAUUCAUGGUCCUGUUGAGUGUAUGCACUGUUUGGGGUGAUGUUCUCUCAGAUGAGUGGUGGUGUGCUGCUGGUUUGGUUUUCUACCCUCCUCUGGAAUCGCUGCCCUGUGUCAAUGGUCCAUUUGUCCCUGUGCAGAAUCUUGGAUUAUAUUAAAGGUGUUUGACUGUG